AUGUCUACCACACAAACAAUUGCUUCAAUUGAUCGCACAAAGACGGAGUCUAUGAAGCCUCCUCUUCCAAAGACAAAAAUGCCUCCUCUCUUUGACCAACCUGUUACCUCAAAGAAUUGGACCAAAUUCGUCAACUGGCCUCAAUCUAUCUUGCUUGUUGCUACUCCCUUAAUUGCUCUCUAUGGUAUUUACACAACUACAUUGACAAAGAACACUUUGAUUUGGGCUAUUGUCUACUACUUUAUUACUGGUCUCGGUAUUACUGCUGGUUAUCAUCGCAUGUGGGCCCAUCGUGCCUAUCGUGGUACCGAUCUUUUACGUUGGCUCUUUUCUUUCGCUGGUGCUGGUGCUGUCGAAGGUUCUGCUUAUUGGUGGUCAAGAGGUCACCGUGCUCAUCACAGAUGGACUGAUACCGAUAAAGACCCUUACAGUGCUCACCGUGGUUUCUUCUUCUCUCACUUUGGCUGGAUGUUGGUUCAACGUCCCAAGAACCGUAUUGGUUAUGCUGAUGUUGCUGAUCUUAAGGCUGAUCCUAUCGUUGCUUUCCAACAUAAGUACUAUCCUUACUUUGCUCUCGGUAUGGGUUUCAUUUUCCCUACUUUAGUUGCUGGUCUUGGCUGGGGCGAUUUCAGAGGUGGCUUCUACUAUUCUGCUGUCCUCCGUCUCGUCUUUGUUCACCAUGCCACUUUCUGUGUCAACAGUUUGGCUCACUACUUGGGUGAAACCACUUUUGAUGAUCACAACACUCCUCGUGAUAGUUGGGUUACUGCUAUUGUUACUUUGGGUGAAGGUUAUCACAAUUUCCACCAUCAAUUCCCUCAAGAUUACCGUAACGCUAUCAAGUACAACCAAUAUGAUCCUACCAAGUGGUUGAUUAUUGUUCUUUCCUGGUUCGGUCUUGCCUAUGAAUUGAAGCAAUUCCCCUCUAAUGAAGUGACAAAGGGUAUCAUUUUCAUGCAAGAAAAGAAGAUUCAAGCUGAAAAGGCUAAAUUGAGCUACGGUACUCCUUUGAAAGAUUUGCCUAUCUAUACUUGGGACGAAUUCCAAUCUCUUGUUUUGAACCAAAACAAAAAGUGGGUUUUGAUAGAAGGUGUCCUUUACGAUGUUGGAGAAUUCAUGAAAGAACACCCUGGUGGUAUGAAGUAUCUUUCUACAGCUGUCGGUAAAGACAUGACUACUUCUUUCAAUGGUGGUGUCUACAACCAUUCUAAUGGUGCUCGUAACUUACUCACAUCACUUCGUGUUGGUGUUCUCUUAAACGGUAUGCAAGUAAUGACCGAAGCAGAUGCUGCUGCUCCUACUCAAGCCUCUGCUUAUGAUGAUUCACUUGAAUAUGAUACCAAAUCCGCUCAAUUCUACAAGAACAAGUAG
Molecule: messenger RNA, 1371 nt
Organism: Gilbertella persicaria
Lineage: Eukaryota; Fungi; Mucoromycota; Mucoromycetes; Mucorales; Choanephoraceae
Product: stearoyl-CoA desaturase
Exons: 3
Coding region: 1-1371 (456 amino acids)
Biological process (GO): unsaturated fatty acid biosynthetic process
Cellular component (GO): endoplasmic reticulum membrane
Molecular function (GO): heme binding; stearoyl-CoA 9-desaturase activity; iron ion binding
Source: RefSeq, a predicted model, not a curated record